AUAGAGCAUAAUGUUUUUAUAAUAACAAUUGACGAGGCUAAUGACGCAUUUGAGCAAGACAGUGGACACUAUUACAUGUAGCAUCAAGGGAAAACACCAUUGUUGUGCUUUACGAAACCUAGAUUACAUAUCUGUAGACCAUUUUCAAGCCAACUUAAAGACUUCAAYUUGAAACAACUGCUGAAAACGUUGUGAAUUUUACUUUCGUUGUUAGCUACGUGACUCACAGCUCCAAGGUGAAAAUGAAGGUCUUUUUAUCGACGAUUGUAGCACUAUUAAUCCUGGCUUGCAUCUCUGAUGCUCGCAUAAAAGAUUCGAAGAGACAAAGCAUUUUGGCGACAAAAAUAAAGAUUCUCAAGGCAUCUMUUCCGGUGAUUGCAGAGCUUUCUCCUAAUGGUACUGCAUCGACCACAACCCCUCAAGCUAUUCCUACAGUAGACGUUAACUUUAUUAAAACUGCUGCUCCAACCAAACGCAUUCUACGGACCCCUAACUUGACAUAUGUCGAGCGCAAGUGUUGUAAGCUGGGAUUUCGAGGCGGGAAAAAGGGUUUCAGCUGUGACUGGGAUCGCUACACUGCYUUCCGUUACACCAACAUGGAACAUCGGAUGAAGAUGAAAUUCUUCGGUCGAAAGCCCUCCAAGAGAACCCAGCGUUUUGUCAAGCAUGUCGUGAAUUUCUGUGUUAAAACUGGCUUGAAACGUCUGUUCCAAAAGUGCUGCAGAAGUGCAUAAGCGAUUCACGACGCUCGCCCGUGCGACACUUGUUUGACGCAUAUCGACUUCUAUACAUAUGUACAAAUCUAGUGCUCUUGAACACCAGCUACAAAAUUAUAACAUUAAAUCCUUUAUUGGUUAAACUUUCUUUGUCAACAAGCUCUGAAGUCAGAGAUAAAUGUUAAUUUACAAACAGCGUAAUCUGGUAAAUAUUGUAUAUAUAAUGACAUUUUACAAAGUAAAGUAGGAUCAGAAAAUUGGUCUUGUCAAGCCACUGAACCCUGACAAAUCCAAUUUUAGAAAGGUUUCUUCGGUAUUAAUUCAACCUUAAAAGUUUAUAACGAUUUAUUAUGAAUUUCUUAUACUCCUUUAAAAAACUUCUAWGCAUAUUUUCCGUAUAUCUUAAUUCAUUUGUUUGAAGAUUGAUCUAAAAACAUAAUACAGUAUUCAAGCAACUUGUUUUGAUGUGGUACGCCAACCGGAAGUCGCAAGAGUGCUUUUGUAAAUAGUGUAUAUAGACGGCAGAUUAUACUACCAWAAUUACUAUCAUUCUUUUUCAAGUUUUUAUCUCCUACUUAUUUGACUGCUGYUAUCUUAUCAUAGAGUAAAGGUUUUAUACACAUUUAGUAGUAUUUACAGGCGUUUGUUUUAGGUUAUAACAAUGUAACUUGAUCUUCAAUAAAUAUUUUGUCUUUAUUACAUACUUUUUACAUUGUGAUUUUGACGUAAAAAUUCGAUUGACAAGAAAGUUAAUCACGCCUUCUUUUCCUUCACCAAAACAACAGCGUUUAUUUUAGUGAGAUUAAUAAAACUCAUGGUUAAAACAAAGACUUAAACCGAAAUUUGAUUAGUUUUUUUUUCUACGGGAACAGAAGAGUCUUUGUUAUUCCGUGAUACAUGAGUGAACUAGAUAACUGACCCACUUCCAUUGCACUUAGCUGUCUGCUAUUGUCUUGUCUCACAAUAAACAAAGCCAAAAUGCAAAUGAA
Messenger RNA from Actinia tenebrosa (Australian red waratah sea anemone), 1705 nucleotides. RefSeq lists its product as uncharacterized. The record is from RefSeq and is a predicted model, not a curated record. NCBI's taxonomy places the organism in Eukaryota, Metazoa, Cnidaria, Anthozoa, Actiniaria, Actiniidae.